Molecule: messenger RNA, 783 nt
Organism: Arabidopsis thaliana (thale cress)
Lineage: Eukaryota; Viridiplantae; Streptophyta; Magnoliopsida; Brassicales; Brassicaceae
Exons: 2
Coding region: 171-398 (75 amino acids)
Source: RefSeq, marked reviewed
CCUAUUAGCCUGGCUUAGGUCGAAAGGGCUUCCCUGUUUCCUGCUUGACCUUCGUAGCGCAUCAAAGAGACUUCACUAAAUCACUUUUUUCUUUCCAAGUAGUCAAUUAGACUAGAGCCAACUAUUUGAUUCGGCUACACUUCUUGACUUCAUGAAUUUACAGAUUGAAAAUGAAAAAACCAUUUAGAGGGGGAUUUGCGGGUCUUAUUCACCACUUUCAACUGACUCCUUAUCCAAGGAACAGAAAGCUACUACAGAAGUCUCGGCUUACUAUCUUGACCAGCAAGAAAAGACACACAUUCCCAGCAGACUAUCUAGCUUCUUUGAACAAUCUUCUUGCUGUCUCUGAACCUUCUUCUCAGAAAAAGAAUGAGACCAAAGAGGCCAUGCAAAAAUAAAUUGGUGCACUCAAAUCCAAGAAGACUUCGGACAUUACCACCUAAUACAAAGGCUUAUAGGCUCUAAUGUAUAAGAUCCAGUCUCAUCCUGAUGGUUCUAUUGAGAGAUAGAAAGCGUCAUUAGUAGCUAAAGGGUAGACGCAAGUGAUUGGGAAGGAUGAUAAAGAGACCUUCGCUUACUAAAUUUUAAACUGUGAUGGUUCUAAUAGACUUGGUUGGCGACAGCUAUGGCCUAUCUACCAACUUGACAUUAAGAAUGCUUAUUUACGACGUAUGAGACCGUUUGCCUGUUUUCAUCCCCAUAUUUGUGGUAGGCCUCCCAUCCUCCCAUAAGGAUUGUAGAUUUGCUUCGCCCUCACCCAAUCGAAGGGACUCCUAGGGGUCG